Messenger RNA from Leptopilina boulardi, 1871 nucleotides. RefSeq lists its product as uncharacterized. Lineage: Eukaryota; Metazoa; Arthropoda; Insecta; Hymenoptera; Figitidae. The record is from RefSeq and is a predicted model, not a curated record. Bases 506 to 1372 code for a protein of 288 amino acids. The transcript has 5 exons.
GCGAGCAACUUUUAAACACCUUCAGUCGGUUGAACACAGUACUCGCGAUUCGUUACCCAGAACAAAUUAAUUUUUCUGCACACAUUAAUUUAGAAAAAAAAAAAAAGAAAUAAUUUUCUCUUUUCUCCUAUCGUCAAAGGUCUCUUUACAGUGCUUCCUUUCAGGAUACAGUGUAUUUAAAAAAAAAAAUUUGUUUUUAAAUAAAUUUUUAUAAAUUCUUUUUUUUACAAUUUUAUAAUUUGCUAUAUAUUUAAAUUGAAAAAAAAAAUUGAAAAUUGUCGUUACAAUGACGAGUGAAAAUAAAAUAAAUGAGAAUUUUAAUACAAAGUGCUGGAGAGGAUUCAGUUAAAAGACACACGUGCUUUUCUUUUAUAUUUUAAAUGUGAGGGAAACGAUAAUUCGAAUGUGCACGUGCUUUUAUAAAACGUGCGGGGAAAUUAAUGAAUUUCGAAGAUAAAACGAGAAUUUUCCUAUUUUUGGCCUUUCGAUUUGAAAUUGAGAGACGAUGAUGCGAGUGAUAAUAAUGUUUUGUUUUGGUCUAACGACCCUGAGGAAUUGUUACUCAUCAGAAACUGAGGAUAAGGAACAUCAUCGUCAAAAACGACUUCUUUGGAUAACAAACGAUGGGAGGAUAGCAUUACCACCGGGUACAAUAAUGACUAUCACACCAACAUUAGCAUUGCCAUUCGUUAGAUAUCCUCCUUCGGGAUUUUUGAGUAACAUGACUAUCAGUUUACCCUUCACCAUUGACUUUGACAAAUUGGGUUUGACGGACAAUGAAAAUCCUUAUGGAGCGUUACCAACUGUUUUUGACAGAGCAAUGAAAAGUCGACAAGCCGGAAGAAUGAUGGCAGAUUUUAUUGCCACAUUUAUUAAACGUCGAUUUCAUAAACGAGAAGCACUCCAAGUGCCAAAGAAUGCGUUUCAUGGUGGUGAAAGAGCUCUUCUUUAUGGUACCGCUGAAGAUAUGCUAAGUACAUUAGGUCUCGAUGGAAAGGCAUGUCUUCUUCGGGCAAUUUGUGAAGUACAAGGUCAUCCUUUUGAUAAUUUUGGACUCGUUGGCGAAAUGUUGAAAUUAUUUUUCACAGCGAGUAAAUCACCUUUUGCCAAUAUACUUCACGAAUAUGUCGAAGCAGAAAAUCGUGGAAAAAUUGAUGGUGAAUGUUGGCCUUAUUUUAAGGAUUGUCCAAAAUCAUUGUUCCUUCCAUCUGAAAAUAAAUACACAGAAAAUGCGACUCACGAUGGAAAAGAUCACGAUUCAGAGAUGAUCACAAAUGAAAUUUACAGCAAUGAUGAAGAAAAAAAUGAGGAGCUGAAAGUAAUGAAGAGGCCGGAUGUACAAAGUACGAAUUAUGCUCAUCCGUCGAUGUAGAUUUGAAAAAAAAAAAUUAGUUUUCAAUAUUCAAGUGAUACAUCAAAGUGAUAUCAAAGUGACAAUUUAAAUAGAUUUGUAAAAGUGUAUAAUGAAAGGAAAUGCGAAUUUUCUAUAGAAUUUAUAUAUAAAUAGCGAAACUAUAUUAUUAUAUAGGAAUGAAAAAAAUGAAAUUUAAUAUCGUUACCGAUAAUUUAAGCGGGACUUAAAGACAAUUUUCUUUUUUUUAGCAAUUUUUCAAUUAUUUUAUAAGUUACGAAAAAAAUUAUUUUGUAAAUAUUUUUUUAUGUAAAUUAUGAAAAUUGUAAUUAAGGGCAUAGUUUUUAAUAUUUUUUUUUUACAAAUAUGUAUAGAUAAUUUAUGAACAAAUAUUUAAUUUUUAAUGUUAUUUAAUUAAUUUUUUUUUCUCAUAAUAUGAAAAUUACAAUUUUUAGAAAUUUUAUUAAUUUAAUAUUGUUACUACAUAAUCGCCAUAUUAGAAUCAAAUAUUAAAAUAUUU